CAAAACAUUAUCCACCUCGCCCACUUCACUUCCCCCUCCCAUCUCCCAUGGCAACCACGGCGGCGGCGUCGCCGCCGGCGAUCGCGACCGCGCUCUCCGCCCUGCUGCGGCGACAGAGGAGGAGAAGCAGCCGUUGCGUGGGGGCAUCGCACGCCAGAUGCCUCGCCGCCGACGCGAAUGCUGAGGCGGUGGCGCCGAGCCGGAGGGGAGGCCACGGUGGGACGCGCCUUGAGGAGGCCGUGCCGGCCGGCGAGGGGCGCUCGAGGAUCGACGCGUGGAUCUCCGCGAGGCUCGGGGGCGGAGGCGUCAGCCGCGCGCGUAUCCAGGCGAGCAUCCGCGCCGGCCUCGUCGUCGUCAAUGGCCGUCCCGUCUCCAAGGUUUCACAUAUGGUAAAAGGUGGAGACAUUGUCAGCUGCACGGUGUUGGAGCUGCAGCCACUGAGAGCAGAGCCAGAGGACAUCCCACUGGACAUUGUUUAUGAGGAUGACCAUCUUCUCGUUGUGAACAAACCGGCUCAUAUGGUUGUUCACCCAGCACCAGGAAAUGCAAAUGGCACCUUAGUCAAUGCUAUACUUCACCACUGCAAGAUUUCAACAUUUACCUGUUUAGCACGUAAUUCAAUUGAUGAUGAAUGCCCUGAUUCUUCAGAUGAUGAUAUUGAUGUGUUUGACAUCGAUCAAUUUACUACUGGCGAAGUAAGUUCAGAAGUCCGUGAAGCUCUUGUGCGUCCUGGUAUCGUGCAUAGGCUUGAUAAGGGUACAAGUGGACUACUUGUUGUAGCCAAGGAUGAGCAUUCUCAUGCACAAUUAGCAGAACAAUUCAAGCUGCAUACAAUACGCAGAGUGUACAUCAGUCUUACUUGUGGUGCACCGAAUCCGAAUUCUGGCAGGAUUGAAGUUCCUAUAGCUCGUGAUCCUAACAACCGGAUCCGUAUGAUUGCCACUCCUGGAUCAGGCCAUAGAUAUGCACGACAUGCCGCUAGUAGGUAUAAAGUAAGAGAGGUCUUUGCUGGUGGUGGAUCAGCACUAGUAGAGUGGAGAUUGGAGACAGGACGAACUCACCAGAUUCGAGCACAUGCAAAGUACCUAGGGAUUCCCCUUCUUGGGGAUGAAACAUACGGAGGUACCAAAAGCAUGGCAUUGUCACUUUUGAGACCCAGAACUCCUUCAAGAUAUCAUUGUGAUCUUUCAAAUAUGAUAUCAAAGAUAGACAGGCCAUGUCUCCAUGCCGCGUUGCUUGGAUUUAAGCAUCCUCACUCAGGAAAGAUCCUUGAAUUCUCAUGCCCCCCACCAGAUGAUUUUACUGAGGUACUCAAUGAACUUCAUCAGGUUACACUGGCAAGUAAUGGUAAUAGUGGUGGCGGUGUUGCCCGCAUUUGUGAUUAGUGCAAGGCAGAAAUCCACGAAAAUGUUGCCGAGGAAAUGGUAUGCCUGCCUUUUUAUCUGACUUCUGCACUCUGAUCAAGGGGCAAGACUGCAGAUACAGAAUUGGAACUGAUUAUAAAGCUAGCUUCCCUUGUUUCAUACUCCGAAGGGAGGGGCCAAAAUGUUCUUAAUCAGUAGGUCCUUGUGCUCUCCAUAUCUUCAACGAGUGACCAGGACUACACCAAGAUGAUGAACAAGUUAAACUUAACAAGGAAGAUGCUUUGAGGAUUUUUUUUUCUUUUACAAGACCAAGAAACAGAGCUUUAGCACUCGGUGUACACCUGAUGUAGGAAAAGAAUGUGAUUCCUAAAAGUAUUCUAGCACAGUUCGCUCUGUUGAAUGUACAGAUAACUAAAAAACGCCAAAACAAAUCUGCUGUGCGGAAGGAAGAAUGUUAUCUGCCCUUUUGCUUUCUUUAAACCUUACCUUUAUAUACUAUAAUUUCCUACUUGACUGAACGGCCAAAUCAGGCCGUAAGUCUGUAACUCAGGCCUGUGUUGGUCGCUGGGCUCAGAAUUUUGCUGAGGAGCUCGAACAAGUGAUUGAAUACUCAUGAUAGCAUAUGCAAUUGCCAGAA
Messenger RNA from Oryza sativa Japonica Group (Japanese rice), 2001 nucleotides. Lineage: Eukaryota; Viridiplantae; Streptophyta; Magnoliopsida; Poales; Poaceae. The record is from RefSeq and is a predicted model, not a curated record.